Molecule: messenger RNA, 666 nt
Organism: Cylicostephanus goldi
Lineage: Eukaryota; Metazoa; Nematoda; Chromadorea; Rhabditida; Strongylidae
Source: the annotation of a GenBank genome assembly
AUGAAUGGGGAAGAAUGUGAUUGUGAAGGUGAACCACUAACCAGUACCAUUUCCAUGGUUUUGGAUGUCACCAUCACUAAUGAUGGUAGAUUUUUGCUGUCUGCUGAUCGUGAUGAGAAGAUUCGUGUCUCGCGAUAUCCACAGGCUUUCGUCGUGCAGUCAUUUUGCCUUGGUCACGAUGCUUAUGUUAGCUCACUUGCUCAAAGCGGAACUCGCGUGUUUUCUUGUGGUGGUGAUGGUGUUGUACAUGAAUGGGAUAUACAAAAUGGUCAGUCGAUUGCUCACUCUGUCAAAUUAGGCGAUGAACCAUUGCGAAAACUUCGUAUUUUAUCCGUGGGUGAAUCAUUUGAGAUUGUUACCGUUGGUGGAUGUACUAUCUUUCGGUUAGAUGACAAAUUGAACUUGAUAAAGAGCUUCAAAACACCCAGCGAAAUUAUGGAUAUGACUAUUCAAGAUAUGAAAUUGAUUGCUAUAAGCAAUUCUGGUGUUCACUUGGUCGAGGCUGACACUGGUAAUGUAAGAGAUGUUACUAUCACAAAUGAUCUUUCUGACGCGCUUGACGCUGCCAGAGAUCCGAUCUCCAACUACUUCAAGAAUGUUACACAUCAAAAUAUGGUGGAUUACUUCAAAAGGAAGGUAAGAAUUUGCGAAAAAUUCGCCUUCUGA